Messenger RNA from Ceratotherium simum simum (southern white rhinoceros), 1094 nucleotides. The record is from RefSeq and is a predicted model, not a curated record. Lineage: Eukaryota; Metazoa; Chordata; Mammalia; Perissodactyla; Rhinocerotidae.
CAAGCACUCCACUUGGAAGGGGAGCCCAAUCCUUCUGCAGCCCCAACAUCCACUUUAGCACCUAGGAAAAUGCCCAAAAGAUGCUGAUAUCAACACCCAAACUCCCAGAAUCAUUAUGUUUCUUUCAUUUUGUUGGCAGCAUUUCAAUAUCCAAACAACUGGCUUCAAUAAAAGCUCUGAGGAAGGGCUCAGAUCUGGAAAAAGCCAUCGCCACUGCUGCUUUAAUUUUCAGAAACUCUUCUGAUCCUGAUGGUAAACUUGGAAAAGCUACUGCCAAAAAUCUGCUGCAAACCCGAUUUCGGAAUUUCACAGAGGGCCAAGAAACCAAAGCAAAAUACAAAUACCUCCUUUCUGAACUUGACGAGCAUACAGAAAAUAAACUUGAUUUUGAGGAUUUCAUGAUCUUGCUCUUGAGCAUCACUGUAAUGUCAGAUUUGCUACAAAAUAUAUGGAGUGUAAAGAUUACGAAAUAAACAGCUUUAAAUAUGUAGUUCGACAAAAUAAUAGCAAAAGACAGUGUUAAAUGAUUAAAGAUUUUUCCAUUUUAUUUUUAAUUAAUUGAAUAUACUGAUCAUGCAUCUGGAAUUGCCUGGGAUGGUUCUGAUUGCUAAUAUUCAGACCCAAUAUAACUCUAAAAUUCUAUGCAUACUCUCCAGGAAUGUUUGAAUAAUUUGGUCUGUGGGUGCUUUACAACAUGAUAGAUUUGGUACCACUGAAUAUCACAUUGCUUUUCUGAAGCAGUAGUGACAGAGCACUUGCCUUAUCAUCAUUGAGUCACUCAUUCAUUCAUUCGUUCAUUAAACAGUGUUUGUUGCCCAUCUAUUUGAUGGUACUGCUGAGGAUACAGUAAUGAACCAGCCAGACAAUCUCUGCCCUGUGACAUGCCUGCAGAAAUCUAGCAGAAGAGAUGGACACUGAACAAUUUAUUAAUAUACAUAUAUAUACAGUGUAAUUAUAAUUGUGGUAAGGGCCGCAAGAUGCUGACAGAGCUCUUAUCACCUGACCUGGGCUCAAAGGUCAGAGAAGCUUUACUGACAUUCUGCAAAAGGCAAAACUACAGGGGGAAAAAAAACAGAAGAGUGGUUGCCAGGGCU